Messenger RNA from Stylonychia lemnae, 1494 nucleotides. The record is from the annotation of a GenBank genome assembly. NCBI's taxonomy places the organism in Eukaryota, Ciliophora, Spirotrichea, Sporadotrichida, Oxytrichidae.
AUGAAGUAUACUUUUUGCCCAAGGAAAACUAAGGCAUGUGGGACUCCAGGGCCAGUACUUAGGCCACUAUUCUAGCAGAAUUAAACUAUAACUCUAAGGAAUUCAUUGAAUGAGACUGCAGGAGAUGUAUGUUAUUGGGAAUUAAAAGUUGAUGUCGAAUAAUAUCUGAUAAAUAAUCCAAAAGUUUUGCUGAGUUGGGUUUUUAUCAAUAUUGUGAUACAUAAUUCAACUAACUUAACCACUUAUCUUCUUCACGGUGAAGAUCAAAGAAAUGCAAUAAAUGCUAGUGUGAAUCCAACAUCUGGUAAAGCUUAUUAAUACCCAUUGUCAAGUGGAGGAAGCGUCUUUUUAAUCGCUUUUCCUACAGACUAGAAUGCUUAUAAGCCCUCUCUUAUUAAUUUUACAUUUAACUUCUCAACUGAUUACUAUGAGGUAUAUAAUGUUGAAUGGCAAGAUCUUUAGGAUUAUGUGUUAGCAGGAUUUUGGGAUUUCGUAUAUGUGGCUCUAUCUAUAUUCUCUGCUGCUUUUAUUUUGAUUUUGAUGUGCAUAGCUCUAAGAACAUUUGAUCCUUUGAACUAGUUUGAAAAAAGGAGAGAGGAUUAUAUGCGGGAAAGAAUUAAACAGAAGAAGGAGGCUAAACUAGCAAAGCUAUAUGAAAUUGAAAUGAAAAACUAAGAAUUGGAAAAAAAAAGAUAAUAUCUGAAAGAAAAACGGUAGAAAAGCAAAUUAACCUCGAACAAUAACACAAACACUAUAACCUUAACACUUGAUGAGAAAUAGGAAUAGUUACUAUAGCCUAAUAGAGAAUAGACUCUGAUAUUCGAUGAAAGUUUUGGCAAUCCACCAUAAAAGCUUAUAACAUUUUAACAACAGCCUAACCAGCCACCUCAAUAAUAGAUAUUUAUUCAAGUGUAAAAUCAGUCACCCUAGUAAUUCACUGGUUAAUAGCAACCUUUGCAGUCUCCUGCUGAAUAAUAUAAAAAGAUUGAGGUUAAAGAUUAUGAAAAUAUCUUCCAAGUAAAUGAAUUUGUAAGUCAAAAUGAGUUUUAUGAUGCUAAUAAGCAAGAGAACAGUAGAAGAGCGACACUUUAAAACAAUUUUUACAGAGAGUAAAGCUCUAAGCGUAGGACUGACACAAAAAAGAGUAUAGGAGAGAGAAAUCCACUUGAUGACUAUGAUAAUGACUCAGAUCCACAAAGCUAUAGGAGAGGCUAUGAUUCAGAUCUGCGAAUGAAGAGUUAGCCAAGCUAGGCAAGGGACCCAAGUCAAGAUAAGUCAAGUUGUGAUGUUGAAAUGACUGUAAGGUACUCUGACAUCAGCAAGGUAUCCAAUAAUUCUGUUAAGUUUAGAGUUGGACCUUAAAAGCCGAUAGUUGAGUAGGUGAAAAAGCCCUCAGCCUAUGAGUUAUACAUGGCAAAGCUAUAACCUUAAAAUGAGCCUAAAAAGAAGGGCAGGUAGACUAAAUUUGUUCCAAAUCCAAAUUUAUUGAAAUGA